AUGACUCUACAGUGCUCCAAAGAGCAGCCGACUUGUAGGAUAUGUGCACAGAGCGGUGCGAAAUGCCACUACAGCGGAAAAAUAAUCAGAUCGCCGCUCACAAGAGCCUACCUCACGAGUGUUGAGAGAAAACUUCAGGGACUUGAGGCCGUUGUAUCGCAGCUACUCCCUGGAGUCAACAUUGACGACUUGGUCAAGUCACCAGACCUGGCACAAGCUUCUGUUCUUGCCCCGGGGCCACCUACGCCUGAUGUCUUGCGCCCUGCUUUGAUGUCCAGUCCCCACAGUGAACCAAGUCCGGCUGCAUCAAACGAUCCAGUUAUCCCAGAGGCUGUACCGAACAAUGCAGAUGGUUUCAAUUGGCAAGAGGAGGAUGCUAACGUUGAUCGUCUCACCGAUGGCAUGGCCGCUCUCUCUGUUGAGCCCACUGGUGUCGGCUAUUUAGGAUCAACCUCAGGUGUUGUUUUCCUGCGAUGUUUACUUGACUGGGCUGGCUUUCUGCACCAGUCUCAGGCACAACCCCAAGAGCGCCAUGCCGAACGCUCUACACUUCUCACCAGUGUACUGGCAUCUGCGCAGGUCUCUCAUGCUGCAUUGACAACUCAAAUUGCAUCAACGUUGAUCGAUGCGUACUUUCAGGAGUACCAUUGCGUCUAUCCUUUUGUACACGAGGCAACGUUCCGAGCACAGUACCACGAGAUUGUGCCGCGCCCAGCCAAACGGUCCUGGGACAUGUUGUAUCAUGCAAUCUUGGCAUUAGGAGCGUGGUGUCUUAAUAAAGACCAAGUGGGACUGGAAGACUACCUAUAUCGCCGUGCCCUCACUUUAGGACAACACGAGUCGGUUUUUGAGACGGCCAAUAUGACAUCGAUCCAAGCAUUGAUCUUAUUGAGUAACUUGAGCCAGAAACGUAAUGCCCCAAACACAGGAUGGAACCUCCUCGGGCUUGCAGUACGUAAUGCUCUGAGUGUCGCUCUGCAUAGGGAGCUACCUCACUGGAACAUUAGCCUCAUGGAACGGGAGAACCGCCGCAGAGUCUGGUGGGGGCUAUACAUCUUCGAUAGUGGUGCUUCGACAACUUUCGGAAGAGCGAUCAUGCUUCCUGAUCAGGACUCCAUGAACGUGCAUGCCGUUCUCAACGUCAGCGAUGAAGCACUUACACCACAGACAACAGAGCUCCCGAUUGAAUCGACAGAGCCUACGCUUUACUCCGCAUUGAAGGCACAAAGCGAUCUGCACAUGCACACUAAUCACAUCUCGAACCGGCUACUCGCUGAUCCCGGUCUUUCUGCGGAAGCAGCACUCUCCAUCAGUGCUUCCAUGGACGUAUGGUCUCAUAUUUUGCCCGCCUAUUUCCAGUUAGAUCAUCAGUCCCCCUGUCAGCAUCGAUGGUACACGUUUGCAAAAUCGCGUCUGUGGUGGAGAUUCUGGAAUCUCAAGAUUAUCGUCUUCCGCCACAUCCUGCUUCGUCGCGCCAUCUCCGAGAGAGGUCAAAUUCCUGAUCCAGUAGCUCAGGUCAAUCAGGAAGAAUGUACGCGGCUGUGCAUAGAUGCUGCAAACGCCACAGUGACAUCCAUACACCAGUACGCUGUACAGGGACUAACGCGAUUAGAAGGCUGGUAUGCCACCUAUUUCCUCUUCCACGCAGCGCUGGUGAUGAGCUUGUGCAUCAUCAGUUUCCCGCAAUCUUCAGAACUGCAAGUCUGGCACCAAGCAGUUCGUUUAGCAAGAAGCACGUUUCGAGAUCAUCUUGUUGAGGACUCUCUUUCCGCUCGCUGCGUCACCAUCCUUGAUCAGGUCGUUACAAUCGAUGACAUCGACUCGGGCAUCUUCCAGGACGUUCCUCAAUUAGAUCGCGAUGCCUUGAGCAACUUUCCUUGGUCGGUCGAGUCGAACGAGCUCUUCAACUCCUUUGACUGGGAUUUGACUUCCAAUGGCUUCUGA
This is a messenger RNA of Boeremia exigua, 1944 nucleotides long. Its product is annotated as fungal-specific transcription factor domain-containing protein. The transcript has 5 exons. The record is from RefSeq and is a predicted model, not a curated record. NCBI's taxonomy places the organism in Eukaryota, Fungi, Ascomycota, Dothideomycetes, Pleosporales, Didymellaceae. Gene Ontology annotation, cellular component: nucleus. Bases 1 to 1944 code for a protein of 647 amino acids. Gene Ontology annotation, molecular function: zinc ion binding; RNA polymerase II cis-regulatory region sequence-specific DNA binding; DNA-binding transcription factor activity, RNA polymerase II-specific. Gene Ontology annotation, biological process: positive regulation of transcription from RNA polymerase II promoter by galactose; DNA-templated transcription.